This is a messenger RNA of Letharia lupina, 2970 nucleotides long. RefSeq lists its product as uncharacterized. The record is from RefSeq and is a predicted model, not a curated record. NCBI's taxonomy places the organism in Eukaryota, Fungi, Ascomycota, Lecanoromycetes, Lecanorales, Parmeliaceae. Gene Ontology annotation, molecular function: DNA binding; catalytic activity. Gene Ontology annotation, biological process: base-excision repair. Gene Ontology annotation, cellular component: nucleus. Bases 1 to 2970 code for a protein of 989 amino acids. The transcript is spliced from 3 exons.
AUGGCAACUACUAUUUCCUCUCACCUUAGGAUUCCAGUACCUCAGCCCGCUAAUCAGUUCGGCUCCAGUCCUCCAGCCCUCUCUAGAAAACGCUCGCUCUCAGAAUUAUAUAACAGCAGCUACGGGGAGUCAGAAGGCACUCCCACACCCAAGACACGCAAGGCACGGCGCGCUUGCUCAAGACCUGGCUUCAGCUCUGAUCCAAGUAGCCCAACUUUUUACAGCACACCUCCGUCAGCCCAAGUACCUCGGGAUUCUAGUAUGGAGAAUUCAGGGGAUGAGUCGGACGAUGUGUACGAUCAAUUCGAUCUUGGAGACUUCACGAAGGAGGAGAUUAAAAGAUACGAGGCGAUGGUAGGCCCGGGAGAAAGACUUCGAGAUGCUGCGCCACCGGAGCAGUCGUUUGCUGAAAUGCGAGAGACCUCGUACCAAGCCAGCCUCGUUCGUUCUGGCCGAGAUACCGAAGGCAGCACAUCCGUUACAGUACUUCCUCGUGAGCUGUAUGAGUUAGUCAGGGCGGGUAUUGCAAAUGCAAUUGAACAUGCCAUGUCGGAAAAGGUUAUCACGUAUUAUGAUGCUCCGGGCCUGGAAACCAUUUUUAUGGACGAAAUUUCCGCACCCGCUCCGCAGAUUCGUCAAUUCAUUCGAGAUCAUAUAUUCGUCACGUUAUCGUGCCAAUCCCCAAAUUCGUUUCGGAGGCAAGAGCUACGAAAAGGCUGUCAUCCAUCGGGGUCUCUAAAAUCUGCGCAGAGGCAAUAUGAGCAAGAUGUGUACGACGUGGCUCGUAAUUUGGGCCUUUCCAUGGACGAAGCAGAAGAAUGGGUGCUCGAAGCCAGGGAGUUUUGCAGUGAGAAGGACUAUGCUAGCAUGAAUACUGAAGAGAGCAAUGGGGUUGAUGGUUCUGAUGAAAUCAUGUACCAACCUUACAUAUCAUCACUAUCGGAGCGAUCAACGUUGCCUUUACCUCUGGUCGAGGACUUUCACAAGGCGCUUAACAACCCCACCCAAGCUGAAGAAAAAAGCACUAAUAGCGAAGACGAGACCGAAAAGACCAAAAAACUUCUUAGGGAAAGCAACUCUGAAGGGGCAAAGCAGGUUCAACGCUACCUUCAACUUUUGAAGAAUUCCGGCUAUCACUCUGCAUAUGACGGUAUUAUGCUCAGACUCCAAUUCCUCGGUGAUGAACCUCUAAUCGACAACGUUGCCGGUUUACGUGAGGAGAUCGAUAAAAUGGAAGCAACGGGCAAGACGAAGGAAGAGAAGGCUGACAGAAAAGAUGCCAAGAGAGCCCGCAAAGCAGAGGUCCAAGCGCAGAAUAGAGCAAGUCGGCAGGCUGAGAAAAAGGAAAGCCAAGAGGGCAACGACUAUGAAGCAGGAAGGCCCGAGGAGCAAGGAUCUUUGACAAGCAACUCCGAGCACCAACCCAAUGUCCAGCCUCUCGAAGACCAGGACAAGCCUCUGAAACGGAAGAAAAGAGGGAGCAAACGCAAGAGCGAACUUGAGCUUCCCGUUCAUUGCGAGGUACCCUCCGAAGGCCAUCACAAGCACGAAAAGGGCAAAGUAGUUAGGGACGCGCGAGACGCUAAUUCCAAGAAAACCAGGAGCAAGACAGGUGUGGGGUCUCAGCACUCGCCCUUUUUUCAACGGAGCAGCGGUCCCAAAGCAAAGAAGAAAGAAGCCUUCAAGAAGGCCGAGCAACUAACGGGUUUUCAACCUCCGAUGAUACAGCCGCCACCAGCAGAUCCCCCCUCCACUCCCGUCAAGAAGAGAGCCCCCUUUACUGUCACCUCGCCGCCAAGCUACGACUCAAGCCCAUUAUCCAGCCUCCGCUCGACUCCUUCCCUGCCAUCUUUCGGCAAUAGAGAAGUUGAAAACGACAACAAAAGAAUACGUGAAUUGUCACACAAUUGUGCCCGCUCAAAGCCCGUUGCAUUGGCACAAAAGCUACGAAACAAUCCCACUCACCUGCCCACUCCUGCCGCAAGUCCCAUCUCGCUGCGAGAUUUGAACAAAAGACUCUUGGAAGGUACCAUUUACCAGGAUGGAAUCGUACUCGCAAAGCCAGAAGUGCCUACUCCUACUAUUUUAUCUGUUCCGAAGAAGCCAAGGAAGCGCUCAGUGAUUGUUUCUCCCUUCUUUGCAAAAUUGCCUGCCAAGAAACCCAAAGCCAGCGACAAGGUCUCUUGCAUUCCUUUCCCACCACUCCAAUCCACAUCCUUCGGCUUAGUCCAGGAACAAUUAUCUCAUGACCCGUUCCGCCUUCUCAUCGCCGUCAUCUUCCUCAACAAAACGCGCGGCUCCGUCGCUCUUCCCGUCUUCUACGAACUCAUGGAGCGCUAUCCUACACCUGCAGACCUCGCCGCAGCCAAUCAAGAGGACGUCGUCGAGAUCAUCCAACAUCUCGGCCUGCAGAACCAACGUGCGAAGAAAUGUAUCAAUCUAGCCAAAGCAUGGCUCGAGCGUCCACCGGAGAAAGGGAAAAGGUACCGAGUGCUUCACUACCCGAAAAAGGAUGAUGGCAAAGAUGUCAGACUUGGCGACAUUGUUGGCGAAGAAGAUGAGCGAGUCGCUUGGGAAAUCGGACAACUUCCAGGCAUUGGUGUCUACGCCAUCGACAGCUGGCGCAUCUUCUGCCGCGAUAAAUUGCGCGGUCUGCCGACUGGCUUGCCCAAGGAGCUCACUUCGGAAGCUAAAAAGGAGGAGUUGCAGAAAGAAUGGACCAGAGUCCUGGCGGGAGACAAAGAGCUACGAGCCUACCUACGUUGGCGCUGGUUACGGAAUGGCUGGGAGUGGGACCCCGUGAGCGGAGAGCGAAAGAAGGCCGAUGAGGGUGAGCUCGCCAAGGCAGACAAGGGUGGAGUUAUAUAUGAGAGUAAUGAUGGAGACAUGGUAGUCGGAGCUGCCAAAGGCGAAGGCCACGAUGCUGUUAAAGCUAAAUCAGAAGUCGGAGAGGAGGAGGGUGGGAAUUAA